CCUCGCCCGGCUCCGGUGCGUGCUGUGCCCCCCCACAUCCAUCACCCAUCCCCAGCCGCUGCGGACCCCCCCCCGGAGCCAUGGCCCCCAUCGGACUCAAGGCUGUGGUGGGAGAAAAGAUCAUGCACGAUGUGAUCCGGAAAGUGAAGAAGAAGGGAGAAUGGAAGGUGCUGGUGGUGGACCAGCUCAGCAUGCGGAUGCUCUCCUCCUGCUGCAAGAUGACCGACAUCAUGACCGAAGGCAUAACAAUUGUGGAAGACAUCAACAAGCGCCGGGAGCCACUGCCCAGCCUGGAGGCCGUGUACCUCAUCACCCCCUCUGAGAAGUCCAUCCACUCCCUCAUCAAUGACUUCAAGGAUCCUCCCACCUCCAAGUACAGAGCUGCCCAUGUCUUCUUCACUGACUCCUGCCCUGAUGCCCUCUUCAAUGAGCUGGUGAAGUCCCGUGCUGCCAAGGUCAUCAAGACCCUGACGGAGAUCAACAUUGCCUUCCUCCCUUCCGAGUCCCAGGUUUACUCCCUGGAUUCAGCUGACUCCUUCCAGAGCUUCUACAGCCCACACAAGGCACAGAUGAAGAACCCAAUCCUGGAGCGCCUGGCAGAGCAGAUCGCCACCCUCUGCGCCACGCUGAAGGAGUACCCGGCCGUGCGGUACCGGGGGGAUUACAAGGACAAUGCCAUGCUGGCUCAGCUCAUCCAGGACAAGCUGGAUGCUUACAAAGCUGAUGACCCCACCAUGGGCGAGGGUCCGGACAAGGCUCGUUCCCAACUUCUCAUCCUGGACCGUGGCUUUGACCCUGCGUCCCCGGUGCUCCAUGAGCUGACUUUCCAAGCCAUGAGCUACGACCUGCUGCCCAUCGAGAACGAUGUCUACAAGUACGAGACCAGUGGCAUUGGGGAAGCCCGGAUUAAGGAGGUUCUCCUGGAUGAGGAUGACGACCUGUGGGUCACCCUGCGCCAUAAGCACAUCGCCGAGGUGUCCCAGGAGGUGACCCGGUCCCUGAAGGAGUUUUCUUCCAGCAAGAGGAUGAACACAGGCGAUAAGACCACCAUGAGGGACCUGUCCCAGAUGCUGAAGAAGAUGCCGCAGUACCAGAAGGAGCUGAGCAAGUACUCAACCCACCUUCACCUGGCUGAGGACUGCAUGAAGCACUACCAGGGCACGGUGGACAAGCUGUGCCGAGUCGAACAGGACCUGGCCAUGGGCACCGAUGCAGAAGGAGAGAAGAUCAAGGACCCCAUGAGGGCCAUUGUCCCCAUCCUGCUGGAUGGGAAUGUCAGCACCUAUGACAAGAUCCGCAUCAUCUUGCUCUACAUCUUCCUGAAGAAUGGUAUCACUGAGGAGAACCUGAACAAGCUGAUCCAGCACGCUCAGAUCCCAGCUGAGGACAGCGAGAUCAUCACCAACAUGGCCCACCUUGGGGUGCCCAUCAUCACAGACUCCACCCUGCGCCGCCGGAGCAAGCCGGAGCGGAAGGAGCGGAUCAGUGAGCAGACCUACCAGCUCUCCCGAUGGACCCCGGUCAUCAAGGACAUCAUGGAGGAUGCCAUUGAUGACAAGCUGGACACCAAGCACUACCCGUACAUCUCCACCCGCUCCUCCGCCUCCUUCAGCACCACUGCUGUCAGUGCCCGCUAUGGCCACUGGCACAAGAACAAGGCCCCUGGCGAGUACCGGAGUGGUCCCCGCCUCAUCAUCUUCAUCCUGGGCGGUGUGAGCAUGAACGAGAUGCGCUGCGCCUACGAGGUGACACAAGCCAGCGGCAAGUGGGAAGUGCUAAUAGGGUCCACGCACAUCCUCACCCCACAGAAACUGCUGGACACGCUGAAGAAACUCAAUAAGACAGAGGAGGAAAGCAGCAGUUAAAAGGAAGCGCUGCCGCCGCCACCACUCGAUGCCGAAUCCAACCUUCCCCAUGGGUGCAAGCAGCACCCGGCCCUGGCUUUCGAUCUUGUUCUUGUGUUGAUUCCCCCCCAUUCCCCUCCCAGCGCUUUCCCAAUCUCAUUUUAUCCACAGGGAGGGGACAACAGCCAAAAAGGAACCCAUUAACCCCGAUGCGUUGCGUUGAAAAGAGGAAAAGAACCCAAAUUCUCUCUCUCUUUGUAGCUGCAGCUAUUGGGAGCACCCAGGAGCUCGUCACUGAGUGCCCCAUCAACCCACUGCUGGCCUUUUUCCCAACGCUUCUCCAGGGAAUGUGGUUCCAUGCAGAUGGAUAAUGGGUGACCCCCCCCCCCAUGGCUCCAGCUCGGCUUGGCUCUGCCUGCCCUUCCUGUUAUGGGGUGGUGGGUGCUCCUGCCAGAUGUGCACGCCAACAUCUGGCACGGAGGGCGGUGGGGGUAAUCAGGCUGCACCCGAGAUGCUUCAUGCUGUGGCAAUUCCCAUGUGAAAAGGGACCAAAAUGGUCAAAACCUGGAGAUGGGGCUUGUUUGCUUGUUUGGCUGCUCCUCUGCCCUGCUGCAGCCCCCCCUUCUCUGGGCCUCUCUAUAUAUAUAGGAAGAGAGAUAUAUAUGAUAGAAUCCCUGGAUUUUUACAUAUGUAUCUCCCUCUCCAUCCAUCCCCAUGGAAGUUGGCACUCCCAUGCCCGGCUCCUUGUGUCAUCCCAUGGUGAAGCAUCCCUGAGCGUGCCGUCACCCCGAGGCCCCCCCCCCCAGACUCUGUGUAUAUUAAUGACUGUGUCUGUGAUGUUCUUACAAGCUUGGUGUAUAGUGAUUUACCCAAACCUCGGGUUUUUAGUUGGUUUUUAUUGCCCCCCCCUCCCUCUUCCCCUGCCGUUAGGUGCACUGCAAUAUUUUGGGGUCCAUCGUUUUGUUCUUGAAGGCUGUGACCCCCCUUUUCCUUCCCUUAAAUCUCUCUUUCUUGCCUCGUUGGUGGUUCCCCCCCCCCAAAUCCUUUCCUUCCCCAUCUAUUCCUUGCCCAUAAAGUUAAAUAUAUAUUUUUAGGGCAAAGGCUGUAUCAUUGCACUGAUCUUUGUUGGUCCCUCCUUGGUCCUCCCUCCCUGUUUGAGUUCCUUGGUUUUAGCAAUGCAAAUGCUUCAGGAUCUUGUAUGUUGGACAUUAUUAUUAUUAUUAUUUUUUCUGUUAACAGUUAUUUAUAUAAAAAAUAAUUUAUCAAAAAGGAAAACUUUAAAAAAAAAAAGAAUUAAUCUAGUCUGUCUUGGACCUUGUUUACCUUGGAAUUACUGGAAUCUAAAUGUUGGAAAGUGUUGAAGCACAAACAUGUAUCAUCUCUGUAUAUCUGUUCUUCUGUACUAAAGCACUCGAGUGACUCAAUAAAAGCGAUCUCCAUCCCUAGUGCAA
Molecule: messenger RNA, 3295 nt
Organism: Melopsittacus undulatus (budgerigar)
Lineage: Eukaryota; Metazoa; Chordata; Aves; Psittaciformes; Psittaculidae
Product: syntaxin-binding protein 1
Exons: 19
Coding region: 81-1865 (594 amino acids)
Biological process (GO): vesicle-mediated transport; intracellular protein transport; neurotransmitter secretion
Cellular component (GO): secretory granule; plasma membrane
Molecular function (GO): syntaxin-1 binding
Source: RefSeq, a predicted model, not a curated record